GACGGGCGGGGUGGGAGCGGCGAGCGUGCCGGCGCCGAUGCCAGGCGGAGGCAGGGCCGCCCGCGCCUACAGGUACGAGCCCCUCCCAACCGGCGCGGGGGAGCCGCUCGACGCCGCCGGCGCGCUCGAGGAGGCGCGAGGCUCCGCCGAGAGCCCAGCCAGCCGGCAGCCCUGGGCGCCCGCAGGCCCAGCUGCCCGAGGGCUCGCAGCCGGAAGAGAGAUCGAGGCACCCCUGGCGCUAGAGCCGUGCAUGCUUGCCUGCGAGUGCACCGCCGCGUGCCUGGGCGUCAAGUUCGAGGCGGACCAUCGACGCUGCCAGCUUUGGAUCGGCCCCCCGGGCUCGAGCGCCACUCGCCGGCUGGCGGAGCCAGGAGCGCGCGCCUCGGGCAACGCCACCGGCGAGAACGGCACCCAGUGCCAGACUGAUUCGGCUACGGACAGUGGCCUGCCCAGGCGGCAAUGCCACCCCGACCGCAGGCUGGCGCCCGGCACGCCCGUUCUCGUCAGGGGUGGCGCGCCGGGGGAGUGGCGGCUCGGCGUGGUCAAGGUGAGCUACAACAGCAGCUUCAUGCUGGAGCUGAACCGCACAGGCAGCCUGCCGAAGGAGAUCCUCGCCCAGGCCGAGGCAGCCAAGGUGCUCGACCUGGGGCGCCUGGCUCGGCUGCAGGCGGGGGACCACGUGUUGGCCAAGGUGUCCACGAGGCUGCAGCCGGUGCAGGUCGUCAGG
Messenger RNA from Prorocentrum cordatum, 727 nucleotides. NCBI's taxonomy places the organism in Eukaryota, Dinophyceae, Prorocentrales, Prorocentraceae. The record is from the annotation of a GenBank genome assembly.